AUGGAAUUAACCAGCAUCAAAAGCCUCCCUCACGAGAUUAUCGGCAAGAUCGCUGAUAAUCUUGAUGUCAAGGACAUCGUCAACUUCUCCCGCACCAAUGUCGGGGUAAACCGUGCCAUCCAGCACCAGCUCAAAUCUGCCGCCUUCGGUCAUGCCUUCGCUCCCGAAGAUUACUACGCCAAUGCCAUCAUCUUUCGGAACGGCCAAGCGGUCCUAGACGAGAACAUGGCGUUCGAGGCACCCCGAGAACCCAUGGUCAAGGCCAUUAAAGAAGACAAUGUCGACGCAGUCAAAGGUUUCUUGGACGCCGGUGUCCGCGUUGACGAGUAUUCGAUCCAUGGUGAGAGACUGCUUUAUACCGCGGUGAAAUAUAGAGCUUACAAUGUGACCCAGCUCCUGCUUGACCGAAACACGAGCCCCAACCUGUACAACCUCGCUUCUCAGAAUGCCCCGCUGGUCGCGGCGGCGGCGAUCAACGACGAGCAUCUUAUCAAAGCCCUCAUUAAGGAGGGCGCGGACAUCAACGCCCCCAACACCGUCGCCACGAUCCUCCAGAACUGCAGCCUCGGCAUGCUCCGCUUCGCCCUCCAAAACAACGCUAUUCUCGCGGAAGUCGACGAAGGAGACAUCCGUUUCCCCGUGCCCGGAAUCCCCCCCUUCCACCACGCCGCCGUGAACAAGUCCCACCCGGAUGUCCUACGCUUUCUUCUCCGCUACAUCCCCGAGCAACUCAACUACUUGGACGACCAAUUCGGCCGCAACGCUCUCUGGGUCGCCGUGAGGGAACGUAACACCAACGCAAUCAUCGACCUCCUCGCCGCCGGCAUCAACAUCAACCAGCGCGACAUUAUCGGCGAAAACGUCAUGCAUUACUAUCUGCAGUACUUUGCGGACACCAACAUCCCUUUCCGUCUGUUUGAAUACGGCAUCGACGUCGGCCUCCCCGGCCGGAACGGCAUGACGGAGCUGCACUAUGCGGCGGAGCUAGGCGCCGAGGGUGUCGUUCAGAUGCUGAUUGAAGAGGAGGUGUUUGUGGACGCUCAGGACGCGCAGGGCCGCACGGCGUUGCAUUGGGCCGUGCGCGGUAACCAUGAUCGUGUUGUGCGUCUUCUUGUGGAGGAGGGAUGGGCCUUUUUGAAUAUUACCGAUGUCUGGAACAAUACGCCGAUGGAUAUUGCGCAUAACAAGGAAUAUCGUGAGAUUUGGACCUAUCUCUCGCUCAAGACGCAGGAGUUGACCAUGCCAUCGUUAUUUGCUUCAUCGGGUAUCAAGUUUGUGCAAGGCGAGUUUAGUGCUGUGGUCUGA
This is a messenger RNA of Aspergillus chevalieri, 1305 nucleotides long. Its product is annotated as F-box domain and ankyrin repeat protein. Gene Ontology annotation, biological process: RNA processing. The record is from RefSeq and is a predicted model, not a curated record. Lineage: Eukaryota; Fungi; Ascomycota; Eurotiomycetes; Eurotiales; Aspergillaceae. Gene Ontology annotation, molecular function: RNA nuclease activity; protein binding; RNA binding. The transcript has 2 exons. The coding region runs from base 1 to 1305 and encodes 434 amino acids.